AUUUAAUCAGCAUUAUAAACAUCGGUCCUUAAUUCGCGAAAAUAUAAUUUAUAUAAUAACGCUUAACAUAUGUAUAAAAAAAUACAGACGGAAUUUAGAACCUAGCCUUUUCGGAGUCUCUUAACUAUGGCUUCUGCCCUAUCAAAAAGUUUUUAUCCUCUACCUUAAACUUCGAUCUAGCUACGUCGUUUAGCUAAGACGGGGAUUUAUUGACAAUUCUCUCAUCAACUUUAUUGAGAGGGUAGUUUGUUAUAGAAGUGUGACCGGUUCGCUGCAUAAAAUAUUAAAAGCAAUAUGUAUUAUCAAAAUUUGCUUCUGGUUAUAUUAACCUUUAUAUUAUACGAUAACACAGUGAAUAUAUACGCCUAUAGAACUUUCGAUGUGGACGGUGUUGAAACUAUACUAGCGUUGGAAAACGAGACGAUUAAUAUAGAAUGUAAGACCGAUGGGCCACUAUCAUACUGUGGAUUCGUACAUCCAACUGGAAAAAGAUAUUCGUUUAAAAGUCAAGAGCUUCACCUGGGUCGUUGUUUUAAUAAAGUGAAUGUGACAAAACAAGAUAUUGGAGAAUGGACUUGUCACCUAGGCAAAAGUGCUAUAGGCGUGGAAACAACGAGGAAGAUAAUAGUGAGAAUAGUGAAUCGUGUUGCCGCUAUAAAGCAGAAUGUAACGACUAACCCUGGUAGAACAGUCAACUUGGAAUGCGCCGUUAUAGAGGGAAUGAGGUCAUUAGAAUACUGCCGCUUUGAGUCUCCGAACGGGAUCGCCUUCAAUAUUGAUUCAGUUAUGAAUUAUUCUAACCGAAUUUUGGAUAAAUAUUUUUAUCCACGAAACAGAAGUUUAGACCGUGGUGAUUGCGUUGUGACAAUAAGCAAUGUGAAAUAUGAGGAUGCCGGUUCUUGGAUUUGUGGAGCUGAACUGGAUGAUGGAAAAGAGUAUAUUGAUGUUAUCACGCUCAAAAUUGAACAACCUAUGUCUGACCUCGUGACUGGAGUUAUAACCUUUGCGGUGAUUCUAUGCUUGAUCGGCAUUUUUGCGUGGAGGAAGAGGAUUUUUUCGAAGUCUCCAUCGUUGGAGCAGAUCGAGAUGGAGGACAUGGAGGCGCAGCAAAGGUUGAGGGCAACGCAGAGUUCACCACAACCGUUUCCGCAGCCGGAACGGAAUGAUCCUGUUGUAUUUCAGUUACCAUCUGAACCAAGUUCGUCGCCAGUAACGGCUACACAGCAAAGAUCAGUAAGAAAAUAUAUUUACUUAUAAUAACUAAAUUUAUAGUGUAACGAUAUGGUAAAUAGACAGCGUAAUGUUGUGAAUUUGACGAAUGUAUCUAGUUGUGAGAUUUGUUCGCAAAUCGGAUAAAUAUUAAUUAUGCUUAAUUCAACAUAAGUAAUUAUAAUUUAUUUCAUUCUAUCAUUAUAUACUCACUAUACUUAUUAUUAUAGACACACGCCUUUUCUCAAUCUCUUUUAUCUUUCUGUUAUUUAAAAAAUACUCUGUAAUACUUCUAUUAUGUACCAAAAAUAAAUUAACAACUAGAGGUAACUGCUUACUAUCAAGUGAGCCGUAUGCUUGUUCUCCACCUUCAUCUAAAUAUGAAUUACGCUGGAUUUUUGUCUUUAUAACAAUAUAUAGAUAUGUUAAUUGUAAACUUUAUUCUUGGAAACUAGAUAUACCUACUUAGUAUAAAGUAAAAUGAUUAUAUCAUAGAUUAUUACGUAAGUACGUUAUAUUAAGUCUAUGGGUUAUAUUGUCCUGAUGUUAUAUUUUGAAUAUAUUAUUUUAAUAUUACUCUCAUAAUAUUUUAUAAGGUUGUUGUGUAAAUAUAUGGUGAAAGGACUGAUAAAAU
Molecule: messenger RNA, 1843 nt
Organism: Galleria mellonella (greater wax moth)
Lineage: Eukaryota; Metazoa; Arthropoda; Insecta; Lepidoptera; Pyralidae
Exons: 5
Coding region: 295-1257 (320 amino acids)
Source: RefSeq, a predicted model, not a curated record